This is a messenger RNA of Hermetia illucens (black soldier fly), 3080 nucleotides long. RefSeq names its product aminopeptidase N-like. The transcript is spliced from 7 exons. Gene Ontology annotation, biological process: peptide catabolic process; proteolysis. NCBI's taxonomy places the organism in Eukaryota, Metazoa, Arthropoda, Insecta, Diptera, Stratiomyidae. The record is from RefSeq and is a predicted model, not a curated record. Gene Ontology annotation, cellular component: cytoplasm. Gene Ontology annotation, molecular function: zinc ion binding; metalloaminopeptidase activity; peptide binding. The coding region runs from base 40 to 2940 and encodes 966 amino acids.
GAUGGAACUUGACUUCAGUUCAAUCCAAUACCGGGCAAGAUGUGGUCCCUGAGUGUGGUGUGCCUAGUGUUACCUAUAUUUCUUGUGGUUAGCAAUGUAGCUGCUAUCCCAAUCCUCCCCUUCAACGAAACGCGGGCAGAUGAUGUUGGAUAUCGUUUGCCAAAUAACACGCGUCCGGUUACAUAUGAUAUCCGUUUGACCACGAAUAUCCACAGGGAGGAUUUGGCAUUCACCGGAGUUGCUAUUAUAGAUUUAGAGAUACUCCAGAGUACUUCUUCGAUCUAUCUGCAUGCUCGGCAAAUCAAAGUUACUUCGGCAACUAUAUGGCUGGCUUGGGCAGAAUCCUAUACAUAUCCGGUUACCUUGACCUACGAUGAAGUGACUGAAUUUCUUGUAGCAGAAGUUCCAGCAGUUUUACUUCCGGGUGGCGUAUACCGGUUAACUCUCAAUUAUGAAGGCACUCUUCGCACUGACGGUGGCGGAUUCUAUCGCCAAUUCUACAAGAACUCUCUCGGCGAAAAUGUUUAUCUUGCCACAACACAAUUUGAAUCAACCAACGCCAGACACGCUUUCCCUUGCUACGAUGAACCGCAAAAGAAAGCCAUUUUUAAAAUCUCAAUUACGCACGGAAGUACUUAUAACGCCGUAUCGAAUAUGCCAGUGAUGAAAUUAACCGAAAACAAUGAUGGAACCACCACAACAUCGUUCGAACCUACCACCUUAAUGUCAACCUACUUGGUUGCAUUCACCGUAUCAGACUACACAUACUCACGACAAAUGGAUCGCGUUGAACAUAGGGUCUACUCUAAGCCAAAUUACGAGAAGCAGCAUCAAUUCGCCCUACAGACCAGCAUAGCUGUUCUGAACAGUUUGGAGGAUUACUUGGGUUUCGCAUAUCCCUUGACAAAGAUGGAUAACGUCGCGAUUCCUUCUAAGGGAGGUGCUAUGGAAAAUUGGGGUAUGGUCACAUAUGGCGAGCAAUAUUUGUUGUAUGAUGAAGAAGAAACCACAGCAGCAGCUAAAACUACAAUAGCAACAAUCAUCGCACACGAGUUCGCUCACCAAUGGUUUGGUGAUUUGAUCACCCCAAAAUGGUGGACAUACACUUGGCUGAAUGAAGGAUUUGCAUCACUUUUUGAAUAUGUAACCACAGACGAGGUUUACCCCGAAUGGGAUCUUAUGCAAGCAUUUGUAGCUGAAUACCUAAGAAGUUCCUUGAUAAAUGAUGCACAAUCCAACCCACGCCCUAUGUCUGCCUACGCUGAAUCUCCCGCUGGUAUUGCAGGACUUUUCAACUACGUGUCUUAUGGAAAAGCUGGAAGUGUUCUUCGUAUGUUCCAACAUGCAUUUACUGAACCCACCUUCCAGAAGGCUCUGUCAGCAUACCAAAAGCAAAUGAGAUACCAAUCAGCCACAGAGGAUGAUUUAUUCCAAUGUUUCAAAGAUGCAACCUACGAAGAUGGUAUUUUCAAUAACAAUGCUGUCGCCCUUGAUAUACUGCUGAAAACUUGGACUAACCAGGGAGGUUACCCUCUGAUCACAGUAACCCGUGAUUACAGUAAAGGGACAUUCACAAUCCAACAGCGACCAUUCGAUGGUACAAGCUCGGUUGGAUCAACAGACAAGCGUACGUGGUGGGUUCCAUACAACUUUGCCACUGGAAGUAAUCCUGACUUCAGUUCAACCAACAUGGCCGGAUAUCUCUCCCCUAACGAACAGUCGGCCGUCGUAGAGCAGACAGCACAAAAGUGGACAAAUGACGACUGGAUUGUAUUGAAUAAGCAAGCAACGAGCUUCUAUAGAGUUAACUAUGACGCACAGAACUGGGCUCUUUUAGCAAAUGGCCUACAGGCUGACCAUAAGAAAAUCCACAAGCAUAAUCGGGCUCAACUGAUAGAGGACGCAUACCGGCUCAUCUUGGCAGAAAUCCUAGAAUAUGACGUUUUAUUCGAGCUUAUGUCAUAUUUGAAGAGCGAGGAAGAUUACGCUCCUUGGGCGAAUGCCAAUUCAAUCUUCACUACCUUGGAUUCCUAUUUGGCUGGUGACAAGGAAUACCGAGCCUACCGUUUCUUCGUUAAGAGAAUGGCCCAAAAUUACUUCAAAACUAUCGGAGUCGAUGAGAAGAGCAGUGACGCACAUUUAACAAGACGUAUUCGAGGAGCUAUUAUCAACUUGGCCUGCCGCGGAAAUAACGCCGAAUGUCUGGAAGCAUCCAACAAGAAACUCAUCCAAUUCGCUCAAUAUGGAAACAAAAUUGAGGCAAACCUGCGUGCUACAAUUACAUGUACCGGAAUGAUCAAUGGCACUGAAUUUGACAUGAAUUUGAUGAUCCAGUCAUUGAAGACAACUGAAGUUCAAGCUCUCCGUAAUAACAUCUUGCAAGGUUUAGGGUGCAUGCGUAAAGUCUCCUUACUUAAAACGUACCUGAAAAGCAUAUUUGAUCCUGCGUCGCCAUUAAGCAAUUCAGAGAAGUUGAAUAUUCUGGGUUAUGUAGUGGAUAAGAGCGUUAAGGGAGUCGAAGCUGCCAUCGAAUUUUUGUCAGAAAAUUACCAAGAAUACUCCAAGCUUUCAACUACAAGCGACACUGUCCUUUUAGGUGUCAGAAGCAUCGCCUUACGUAUUUACACUGACGAACGGUCAGCCCUCUUCGAAACUCUCUUGGAGAAGUUGAAGGCAGCAGGCAGCCUGGAUGAUACACAACUGCCAUCAAUAAGGACUAUGGUCACAAAUAACUUGGCCUGGACUGAAAACAACAGGCAUCCUAUUAUGAGUUGGAUGAACAAGUUCUACGCAGACAAUGAUGGAGAGAAGGAGGAGGAGGAGGAAGAGGAAGAAGGAGGUGGUAAUGGCGGUGGAGGUGGCGAUGGAGCAGGUUCAAUUAUUGUUUCCACGGGCGUUUUAGCAUUCGUCGCUGUGUCCGUAUUGCGGACUGUUCUGUAGGGAAACAUAGGCAACUAAAACACUGAAGUAAAGUUAUGGUUUUUGAACAGUGUUUGGAAUGAUUUAAAUUAAUUUUGUUCAAUUGUUAAAUUUGUUGUAAGAAUUAGCUUAACUAACAAUUACAAACAGUAAUGUUACUA